Molecule: messenger RNA, 1059 nt
Organism: Ilex paraguariensis (yerba mate)
Lineage: Eukaryota; Viridiplantae; Streptophyta; Magnoliopsida; Aquifoliales; Aquifoliaceae
Source: the annotation of a GenBank genome assembly
CUUGGCCUAUAAAGCACUCUUGAGCUUUGGGAUCUCAAUUCUCUAUAUCCCUUUGAAAGAGAGUGUUCAAGUUCAGAGAGAGGGAGAGAGAUUAGAAUUUAAGAACAAAUAUGGUGAGAGCUCCUUGUUGUGAAAAGAUGGGACUGAAGAAAGGGCCAUGGACUCCUGAAGAAGAUCAGAUUUUGAUCUCUUACAUUCAGCAAAAUGGUCAUGGAAAUUGGCGUGCACUCCCCAAACUAUCAGGUCUACUAAGAUGUGGGAAGAGCUGCAGACUCCGGUGGACGAACUACUUGCGACCAGAUAUUAAGAGAGGAAAUUUCAACAAGGAAGAAGAAGAAACCAUCAUUAAGUUACAUGACAUGCUUGGGAAUAGAUGGUCUGCCAUUGCAGCAAGAUUACCGGGAAGAACUGACAAUGAAAUAAAAAACGUGUGGCACACCCACUUGAAUAAAAGGCUCAAAAAUAAUCAAACCUCUCAGGGCACCAAGAAACACUCUAAUGCUCCAAUGGAAUUUAAAAAGGAAAGCUCGGCGAAGGAGGUUUCUUCUACUGCACUAUUUUCGCAACUUGAAUCCAUGACUUCUAAAUUCAGCAACCUCACCGGUACGCCGAGACUUGGCAUAAAUGAGAGUCCUCGAUGUGCACCAGUUUCACCACAACACUCCUGUAGCGCACUCUCAACAGUGACCGACUCAUCGGCCAUGACCAUGGUAACAAAUAACAUGGCCAUCAAGGAUGAAGAAAUGGACUAUUCAUCGGAGUAUUUUCCAGAAAUCGAUGAAAGUUUCUGGUCAGAAGAGUUACCAGCAAAAACGCAAUCAGAUAUUUCCGGUGGCACCGAUGAAUUACACUUUGAAAUUCCAUUAUCGCCGGUUAAUAUUAGCACAGAAUGUGUAGAUACACACAGUGCAACUAUUGACAAUGACAUGGGCUUUUGGUACAAUGUCUUCUUUAGAGCUGGGGAAUUACCAGAAUUACCAGAGUUUUGAAGACUGGUUUGAUUUGUAUUUUAGGACUAGUUAUAGUUAUUGUCUUUGCCUUAAUAAAAAAAUGAUAAAU